This is a messenger RNA of Trichechus manatus latirostris (Florida manatee), 1796 nucleotides long. It is a transcript of the gene CAP2, whose product is annotated as cyclase associated actin cytoskeleton regulatory protein 2. The transcript has 13 exons. Lineage: Eukaryota; Metazoa; Chordata; Mammalia; Sirenia; Trichechidae. The record is from RefSeq and is a predicted model, not a curated record. Gene Ontology annotation, molecular function: actin binding; adenylate cyclase binding. Gene Ontology annotation, cellular component: cytoplasm. Gene Ontology annotation, biological process: actin filament organization; cell morphogenesis; cytoskeleton organization. The coding region runs from base 366 to 1796 and encodes 476 amino acids.
UUGCUUUCAUAGACUGGGCGCUUGGCAGGCUCUGCUUCUCUUCGCCUCUGCCUUCCCCAUCUCCCUCUCUUCUCUCCUACAGCCCGUCUGCCCCUCCUCUCCUCCAUCCCUCUCUGCUCUCCGCUUCCCUUUAUUUUCACUCCUACCCGUGUCUCCCUCCUCCCGCUCCCUCGGAGCUAGUCUGUAUUUGCAGCUCCCGGAAGCAGCCGCCGACUCUCCCCUGGAGCAGCGUGACUGACACCGACUCCCGUUAAGGGGGAGGAGGCGGAGGGCCGGAGACGGGGGAGGGAAGGCGGGCGGAGGGUGCGAGUGGCCAAACGCGGAUUUUCACCGCCGAGGACGAGCCCCCAGGUCACCGAAGCAGAAUGGCAGAAAUGCAGGGCUUGAUGGAAAGGCUGGAGCAGGCAGUCGUCCGGCUGGAGCUGCUGUCUGCAGGGUCACACAGGCCUCCCGGGGACUGCGGAGAAGUGAACGAUGUCAAUGCAGGUGUGGCGCCCUCCGUAGAAGCCUUCGAUAAGCUGAUGAACAGCAUGGUGGCCGAGUUUCUAAAGAACAGUAGGAUCCUUGCUGGUGACGUGGAGACUCACGCAGAAAUGGUGCACAGCGCCUUCCAGGCACAGCGGGCUUUCCUUCUGAUGGCCUCUCGGUACCAACAACCCCAAGAGAAUGACGUGGCUACCUUGCUGAAGCCGAUAUCAGAGAAGAUUCAGGAAAUCCAGACUUUCAGAGAGCAGAACCGGGGAAGUGACAUGUUUAACCACCUCUCGGCGGUCAGCGAAAGCAUCCCUGCCCUGGGGUGGAUAGCUGUGUCCCCCAAGCCGGGUCCUUAUGUCAAGGAGAUGAACGAGGCGGCCACCUUUUACACCAACAGGGUCCUAAAGGACUACAAACACAGUGACCUGCGCCACGUGGAUUGGGUGAAGUCAUAUUUGAACAUUUGGAACGAGCUCCAAGCGUACAUCAAGGAACACCACACCACAGGCCUCACUUGGAGCAAAACAGGUCCGGUGGCAUCAACUGCAUCAGCGUCCGCCUUCUCCCCUGGGCCUGGCCUUCCUCCUCCCCCUCCGCCUCCGCCUCCUCCAGGGCCACCUCCGCUUUUUGGUACUGAAGGCGGAAAAGAAGAGCCCUCUCCUUCACGCUCAGCUUUGUUUGCUCAGCUUAACCAGGGAGAAGCAAUUACAAAAGGGCUCCGGCACGUCACAGAUGACCAGAAGACAUACAAAAAUCCCGGCCUACGGGCUCAAGGAGGACAAACUCGAUCUCCAACCAAAAGCCACACUCCAAGUCCCACUUCUCCCACAUCUUAUCCUCCUCAGAAACAUGCUCCUGUGUUCGAGCUGGAGGGGAAGAAAUGGAGAGUGGAAUACCAAGAGGACAGGAAUGACCUUAUGAUCACAGACGCUGAAUUGAAACAAGUGGCUUACAUUUUCAAAUGCAACAAGUCUACUCUACAGAUGAAAGGAAAAAUCAACUCCGUCACCAUUGACAACUGUAAGAAGUUUGGCCUUGUGUUUGACAGCGUGGUGGGCAUUGUGGAAGUGAUCAAUGCCAAGGACAUUUACAUUCAGGUAAUGGGGAAAGUGCCAACGAUUUCCAUUAAUAAGACGGAAGGUUGCCACAUAUACCUCAGUGAAGAUGCGCUGGACUGUGAGAUUGUCAGUGCCAAGUCAUCAGAAAUGAACAUCCUUAUCCCUCAGGACGGUGACUAUAGAGAAUUUCCUGUUCCUGAACAGUUCAAGACGACGUGGAAUGGAUCCAAGCUGGUCACUGAACCUGCAGAAAUUCUAGCCUAA